AAUCUUUCUAAGAUACUCAGUGCCUGACAGCUGUCACUACCCACAAACCUCCCAGCAACGAGAAACAUGCUCCUCCUCGAAGUCGAACGCAAAUUCCCCUCCCUAACCACCAAAGCCCUCCACCUCGCCACCAACCGACCCCCCUUCCAAACCAUCCACCACCAAGGCACCAAAACCCUCCACGAUAUCUACUUCGACUCUCCCACCCACCAGCUCUCCAAACAAGGUAUCUGGAUCCGCAAACGCAACAACACCUGGCAAGCCAAGAUCCGACGCGGAGGGAACUACACCAACUCCCAAUUCCAGGAACUUGCCACGCCGGGUGAAAUCUCCUCAUUCCUUGCAAGCAUCACGGGGGUUAAGAAGAGUGAGAAAGUGGACUUUGGACUCGUGCCGAUGGCGGAUUUCGUGACGAUCAGGGAGAGUUGGGUCGCGGAUAGGGAUUUUACGAUCGUGCAGGAUGAGACUGAUUUUGGACAUACGGUGGGGGAGGUGGAGAUGGAGUGGAGGGGGAAUUAUAAUGGGAUUAGGGGGGAUGGGGAUGUGGAGGCGUAUAGGAGGUUGAAGUUGCGGGGGAUGGAUGGGAGGGUUGAGCAGUUUAUGGAGACGUAUGGCUGGGCUUUCUCUCGGGGGGUGCCGAAGGGGAAGUUGUCGGCUUAUUUUGAGAUCAAGGGGAGGAAGUAG
This is a messenger RNA of Aspergillus ibericus CBS 121593, 684 nucleotides long. RefSeq names its product thiamine-triphosphatase. Gene Ontology annotation, biological process: thiamine metabolic process; dephosphorylation; thiamine diphosphate metabolic process. The coding region runs from base 67 to 684 and encodes 205 amino acids. Gene Ontology annotation, molecular function: thiamine triphosphate phosphatase activity; magnesium ion binding. The transcript is spliced from 2 exons. Lineage: Eukaryota; Fungi; Ascomycota; Eurotiomycetes; Eurotiales; Aspergillaceae. The record is from RefSeq and is a predicted model, not a curated record.